GGGAAUGUUAAACCCUGAAAAGUGAAAACUGGAGGACUGUGUAGCGUGUAGCUCAGAAUCAGAGUUGAAGAGGCAAAAGAGAUGGCGAGGACUGCUCUCCUUCACUUGAUCCGAUCACACUCUAAAAACCUCGCGACAUCAAAUGUCCUUGCAGCAGGUUAUCAACCUUGUAAGUCUGGAGCAUGGGCACGUGGUCGUGGCCUGAACAAGAAACCUAGUUUCAACUCUGGUGUUGGGAUCAAUGCUUUCCAGAAGAGGUGGGUGUCUCAAGCUGCAACAAGAGAAGAUGAUGGCAAAAUCAGCAUUGGACCACGUAGAGGUGUUGAAACUGGGAAAGAUGAAAAAGAUUCUGGGAUUGUAUACUAUGGUCCGAUCUCAUCUACUAUCAAGAAAGUGAAACUUCUCUCGCUUUCAACCUGCUGCCUUUCUGUAUCUUUAGGCCCUGUGAUAACCUUUAUGACAUCACCUGAUAUGAAUGUUAUCUUAAAGGGUGCGGUGGCAUCUUCAGUGAUAUUCUUAAGUGCUUCUACCACAGCUGCCCUUCACUGGUUUGUGACCCCAUACAUUCACAAGCUCAAGUGGAAGCCUGGUUCAGACAGUUUUGAGGUCGAAAUGUUGUCAUGGCUAGCAACUUACAUACCAAGGACAAUUAAGUUCGCCGAUAUCCGGCCACCAGAAACCCAAAGGCCGUUUGUGACUUUCAAGGCCAAUGGACAGUUUUACUUCGUCGAUGCUGAUCAUUGUCAGAAUAAGGCUUUGUUAGCAAAGCUGACCCCGCAGAAAGGACCAACUCGUGAGUCUGCUUUUAAGAACUUGUGAUCAUUUGAUGUGAAGUUCCCAGAAAUUCUCCUCUUGGUGGGUGAAUUGUGUUAUAGAAAUCAUGUUUGGCAAUGAGCUUUUGUGGCUUCUAUCUGUUUUUUGAUUUAGGAGACCCCUGUUUUCGGGUUUUUGGAUACAGAAAUAAUUAGUAUUCAAGUUAUUUACAUGGAUAACAUGGUUACUGUGGUUUUCACACUCCUA
Rosa chinensis is the source of this 1020-nucleotide messenger RNA. RefSeq lists its product as uncharacterized. The transcript has 2 exons. Bases 82 to 819 code for a protein of 245 amino acids. The record is from RefSeq and is a predicted model, not a curated record. NCBI's taxonomy places the organism in Eukaryota, Viridiplantae, Streptophyta, Magnoliopsida, Rosales, Rosaceae. Gene Ontology annotation, cellular component: mitochondrial membrane. Gene Ontology annotation, biological process: mitochondrial proton-transporting ATP synthase complex assembly.